This is a messenger RNA of Ascochyta rabiei, 1572 nucleotides long. RefSeq lists its product as uncharacterized. Bases 1 to 1572 code for a protein of 523 amino acids. Gene Ontology annotation, cellular component: nucleolus. The transcript has 3 exons. Lineage: Eukaryota; Fungi; Ascomycota; Dothideomycetes; Pleosporales; Didymellaceae. Gene Ontology annotation, molecular function: DNA binding; RNA binding. The record is from RefSeq and is a predicted model, not a curated record. Gene Ontology annotation, biological process: ribosomal small subunit biogenesis; ribosomal large subunit biogenesis.
AUGCCUGACGACCUUGAGUCGCGCUUGAAAAGCCAUGCCCGGGCCUUCGAAGGAUUGAUGUCGCUGAUCCCAGCCAAGGAGUACUACGGAAAGGACGAGAGUAUUACAAGUACACAAUGGCAAAAGAAGAAGAAGCAGACCACCGAGGAGCGCCAGGCCGCCAAGCGAGCGAAGCUGGAUCCCGCAUCACAUAAGACUGCCCAGGAUGUACUGGACGAGAACGCACGCAAGCGCAAGCGCGAAUUGGAAGGUGAAGCUGAGGACGAUGCCGUGUCUGAGGCGCCUUCUUCAGAUCUUGAUAUGGACAUUGUAAAGGAGACGCCACUUGAGGGGAUAAAGAAAGCCAAGAAGCAGAAGACGAAGAAGGAUGCUGAGGCGGAGCCUGCAGAGGUCGUCAGAGAAGGCCGGACAUUGACAAAGGCUGAGAUCAAGGCUGAAAAGAAGAAGGAGAAGAAGAAGGAGAAGCAAACACAAAAGAAGAACAAGGAGGAGGCGAGGAAGGCGUCGCAGGCCGAGUUCAAGGAAGGUCUCACUGCACCGAAGGAGACCAAGAAGCCUAAAGAGGUUGAUGUCGACGAAGAGGAAGACGACGAGUCUGAUGGUCUUGAGGACUCAGAGGACCGUGUUGAGGCUCUGGAUGUCAGUGGCCUUGUCGAUGCCGAAGAGGGUCAGUCCACCGCUCCCACCAGUACUGCAAAUUCCAAUACCUCUACAGCAGCGUCCGACGCCUCAUCUUCGACCUCCCCAGAAGAAGCACCUUCAAAGAACGCAAAGAAAGAGAAGAAGCCCCUACAGAUCGAUGAGAAGAGCCAGGAGGAAUUCAGAACACGACUGAACGCCAAACUCGAGGCAAUGCGGGCUGCGCGCAAGGCCGACGGCCCUGAUGGACGACCUGCAAAGAACCGAGCCGAGCUCAUUGAAGCCCGACGAAAGAAGGAAGCCGCUCGCCAGGCGGCAAAGAAGGCUGGUCGCCAGGAAGCCAAGGAGGACGAAGCUCGCCAGAAAGCAGAGGAGCAGCUCGCACGGAUAAGAGGCGGAUCCGGCUCACCCUCGAUCUUCCCCGCACGAUCCCCAGAACACGAGCGCAGCUUCAACUUCGGCAAAGUCGCCUGGGAAGACGGGCAGGAGCUUGAAGGUGGCCUCUCUAAAUUCCUCGAGUCCCGCAAAAAGAAGGGCAAAUCCGACACCAAGACUGCACUCGAAGCCGCCCAGAAGAAGCAGGCUCGCAUCAACAGCUACGACGAGGAGAAGCGCAAAGACAUCCAGGAAAAGGACCUCUGGCUCAACGCGAAGAAGCGCGCGCAGGGCGAGAAGGUCUUUGAUGACGUCAAUCUGCUCAAGAAGAGUCUGAAGCGCCAGCAGAAGCAAAAGGACAAGAGCAAACAGGAGUGGAAAGAGCGCCUUACAAAUGUCACCGAGGGCAAGGAGAAGCGACAGAAGAAGCGUGAGGAGAACCUCAAGGCGAGGAGAGAUAGCAAGGGCGUCAAGGGCAAGAAGAAGGGUGCGCCCAAGAAGGGGGGCAAGAAGCCCGCAAAGCGACCUGGGUUUGAGGGAACAUUCAAGGGGAAAUAG